Exophiala bonariae is the source of this 1347-nucleotide messenger RNA. RefSeq lists its product as uncharacterized. The transcript has 7 exons. The record is from RefSeq and is a predicted model, not a curated record. The coding region runs from base 1 to 1347 and encodes 448 amino acids. NCBI's taxonomy places the organism in Eukaryota, Fungi, Ascomycota, Eurotiomycetes, Chaetothyriales, Herpotrichiellaceae.
AUGGCAGAUUCGCCUCAGCUGGGCAGUACUCCCAAACUUGCUACCCAAGACCGGGCGACUGUGAAAAAAUGGGCGAUGCCGAAUCCACCCACGCAAAGCUUCAAUAUUGGUGAUGAUGUUGGUAUGAAAGAUGAAAAUGGGAAAUUGGUGUACGGGGUCGUGAGCGAUGUUCACUCAAAGAACGAUGAAUUUUUCUACGACUUAGAGAUUCGUGGCCACACCAAGAAGGAUGUGCCCCAGAAGCAGCUAAGACUCCGACAGCGGAAAGCAAACGUGGAGAAGGCACUACCAACAUUCAUCGGCAAUCAUCGUGAUGAGAGCUAUCAAACCAAUGAUCCCGAGGGGGGAACAGACCCCGCUGCCAUACCAGCGAGUCCGACAACCAUAUCAAGCGAAAGCACGGUUUCUGGUGGUUCUAGAAGCCCAUUAGGUUCGCAAAACUUGUCCAAGACCUGCGGAAAGCUGAUUUCGACACAGUCAAACGGGGAUCGCGAGAUACAUGAGAAUACACGAAGCAAGGCUCCAAUUGUCAAGGAGAUUCACAAUACGCCACAAGGGUAUCCUCGACUCGCAGCCUUUCUAGACUCUGACGAGAACUUUAUGGUCUACAGACAUUUCGGCUACUUGCAAUCACGGCUGCUCGUGGAAAAGCAGAACGACCUCCACCUCCUCGAGAUUGAAUUGGAGGAGCUUGACUGCAGCGACGAGGCAGAGGAUCCACGGCGCCUACAAACUCGGCGAGACUAUGAUGCUGAGCACAUGCGGGAGCGUGUGCAGCUCCUCAAGCGUAUAGAGCGGAAGUGGCUUGAGUACUCUAACUUACUGGCCGCGGCGCAAAAAUUGACCAAGUUCAACAAGCCCACGGAAGGCGAGUACGUCAGCGUACGCAACUGGAUUGAGGGUCAGAACGGCGUGCUGGAUGAGGACGCCGAGUUUGUCUACCAGAAGGAAGACCUAAUCACGCUUCGACCGGGCCGCGAGUACGCCUGGCUCGACGCUGGUGUGGAGCGUUUUCUACGGUCCUUUGAUUGUAGAUUCAUUCGGUGGCUGUUCCAGUCAGGCGAAACGCGGCGCAAGACGGAUGGCUCGGGCCAUGAGGUGUACUUCACCCGCAACCGCAUUGAGCAAUUUGUUCUGUUGAUCAUCACGUUCAUUAUCCUGGUGCUUUUGGUCGUCCCGAUUUAUGUGCUCUACCAGCUGUCCGACGAGAACGAAGACGAUGCAAAUUCCGGACGGGACUUUCAGUGUAUUGGCGUUCUUCUUGUCUCCACGUUCGCCUUUUCGGCCUGCAUUAGUCUGUUCACCAAGGCGAGAAGGCAUGAAAUUCUCGCCGCAAGCGCCGCGUGA